Messenger RNA from Cylas formicarius (sweet potato weevil), 650 nucleotides. RefSeq names its product small ribosomal subunit protein eS24 (gene RpS24). Lineage: Eukaryota; Metazoa; Arthropoda; Insecta; Coleoptera; Brentidae. Gene Ontology annotation, cellular component: ribosome. The record is from RefSeq and is a predicted model, not a curated record. The transcript is spliced from 5 exons. Gene Ontology annotation, molecular function: structural constituent of ribosome. Bases 111 to 521 code for a protein of 136 amino acids. Gene Ontology annotation, biological process: translation.
CACUUGACUCAUCGUAUUCGAAAAGAAGAUGACUUAACGGAAAUUGACAUUUUGUUAAACGUCAAAUUUUUCUUUUUAGCCGUCAGAGGUUACGGAUAUUCUAAACAAAAAUGACAGAGGGAACAGCGACUAUUCGUACUCGCAAAUUUAUGACCAAUAGGCUGCUAUGCAGAAAGCAAAUGGUUGUGGAUGUACUGCACCCCGGUCAGCCGUCGGUCAAAAAAACCGACAUUCGGGAAAAGUUGGCCAAAAUGUAUAAGGUGACCCCGGACGUAAUCUUUGUAUUUGGUUUCCGAACCAAUUUUGGAGGCGGUAAAUCUACCGGAUUCGCCCUCAUUUAUGACACAUUAGAUUUUGCCAAAAAAUUUGAACCCAAACACAGGUUAGCUAGGCAUGGUUUGUCUGAAAAGAAACAACAAACCCGAAAGCAGCGCAAAGAAAGGAAGAACAGGAUGAAGAAGGUUAGAGGGACAAAAAAGAGCAAAGUUGGUGCUGCUGCCAAAAAGGGAGCUAAGAAGUAAAUUAAUGAAGUAAUCCUCGAGUGCAGGCCCCAUUCUGUACAUGGCAAGAGCAUUAUGAAACCUUGGAUGCUUGUAAUAAUGUCUUUAACAUCAUUGUCAUAAGAAAUAUAUUUAAGUGUUAUAAAAUUA